AUGCGAUGCUUGUCGUUGCAGUUUGUGUGGGCGCUGGUGCAGGACCCUCAUUUCCAGGAAAUGCGAACUCCCUACACGGAUCCGUUCCUGCAGAAGUUCAACAUGGGGUACCAGAACUAUGCUCAAGGCGAGUGGCAGGUUGCGAGAAACCUGUUGAUGAAGACGCACACCAUGCUCCGUGACAAGGAUGGGCCGAGCGAGGCCCUCUUACGCUUCAUGGAGAAGCCCCACCAGUUCAAG
This is a messenger RNA of Symbiodinium sp. CCMP2592, 240 nucleotides long. The record is from the annotation of a GenBank genome assembly. Lineage: Eukaryota; Dinophyceae; Suessiales; Symbiodiniaceae.